Molecule: messenger RNA, 753 nt
Organism: Mollisia scopiformis
Lineage: Eukaryota; Fungi; Ascomycota; Leotiomycetes; Helotiales; Mollisiaceae
Exons: 1
Coding region: 174-587 (137 amino acids)
Source: RefSeq, a predicted model, not a curated record
AAUUCUUUGUAAAGUGUCCUUCUCAGUCCGUAGGAGUUCGCAGCAAUAGUUAUUUUUGGAAAUACCUCGCCUAUCAAAGACUGUCACAGUAUCCAUAUCACCAUAUCAUUGCCUGAGUCAUGCAAAGCUCUUCGCCAGUCCCGUUUGAAGCGUUAGAGAAAGGAUUGUAAGCGAUGAUGUCUCUCUUCAGGUCUAUAUGGAAGCCUUGUAAGCUCGAAUUUGCUGACACUGCCAGCAACAGGACUGAAUCUUCCCUUCCUACCAACACGAAACAAGACAAUCCAUCAAAUAAAACACACUCGACACUCGAUAUCCACACUGUUGUGCUAGAAGACGAAGGUGUCCCUUGUGCGUACAGCAACAACAAGCAUAAGCAGAAUGGUCAUGUCUGCAGCCAAAAGUCCAAGAGAGGUAGCUGGUAUCGGACUACUUGUGCCUCGAGAUGUUCUGCUAUGUUCAUUGGAGAAGACCUAGUGAUGGAAGAGUUGCUCCAUGGGAUUGGAUCUCAAUUCGAAGAAUGCCCAGCUGUAUUUUCAAUCAAUACUGGUGACCUAUUCGCUAUGAAUGAUAGCUUGCACAAGGAAUAAGAACUGGGCUAUAAUUGCGGACCAUGGUCGAGAAUCUGAAACAAACAGGAGCCGGACACAGCCCACAUUGAUUCGAGAUAGCUAUCUUUAUGAGUUAUGAGGUAUAGCUCAAACACAACUUGAACCUUUCUGUGACAAUCUCUUAAAGCUCGUUGAAUCAUGCUGC